Molecule: messenger RNA, 450 nt
Organism: Mesorhabditis spiculigera
Lineage: Eukaryota; Metazoa; Nematoda; Chromadorea; Rhabditida; Rhabditidae
Source: the annotation of a GenBank genome assembly
AUGUUCUCCACCCGCCUGUUCGCCUCCGCCGCCCUGGUCGCCGUGUUGUUCGUGUGUCAGUGCAAGGGAGUUCCUGUCGCGAAGCCGGAAGAUGGGGCGUUGAUCACGGUGGGAGCCGAGACGACGGCCUUGAUUCCGACCAGCUCGAACUCGACGGAGCUGUUGCUGCCGCCCGUGCUGCUGCGGAUGCGGCUGCUGUGGAUGCGGAGGAUGCGGAUGCUGCGGAUGCGGAGGAGGACGCAAGAGGCGCUCGCUCCAGAACCUCCGUAUCGCCCACAUGAACCAGAUCGAGGGCAUCACCAAGAGGAGUCCUCCCCCAUCGAGGCCACCGAGCAGCUGAAGAGCCAGACCACCAACCCCAUCAUCGCCAAGCUGGCCGCCUUCAGCCCCGCCCACCUGCUCACCAACCUGCACGACCAGUUCAAGCAGGCCGUCCGGCAGUUGGUCUUG